AUGAAAUACAAGGAGGACUCAUGGCAUGAGGAACUACAUGAACUAGCAGAAACAAUAAGGAAGGAACGAGAACACCAAGAAAAACAGAAACAACAAGAGGAGUUGGCCAUUCAAAGAGAAGAACCAUCUUAUGAAAAAGUACAUCACGUUCAGGAACCUAUUCCAAACAAGGUAUCAUCCAAAAACGCAUGGGAGGAUUCGAGUUCGACUCCCGCUAAAGAAGCCGCAAAUUGGUUUAACCAUGAUUUAGACAUUCAUAAGUGUGCAUCAGAAAAGAGGCAUGAGGUGAAAAAUGAAACAUCUCAAGGAUUUGCAAAUUUGGGUCUAUUGCAUUGUGUAAAAUUGAAAGAAUAUGAUGAGGAUUCUAAACCAUUGAGGAGGACGAUUUUGGACCCAAGAAGUGAACUACUUCAACUAUGGAAUAGAAUAUUUUUUGUUUCUUCUUUAGUUGCUCUACUUCUAGAUCCACUCUACUUGUUUUAUCCUACAUUUGAUAGUGUUGAUGGUUGUAUGGAAAAUGAUCAAAAGCUUAAGGUUAUUGUAACAGUUUUCCGUUCAAUCAUAGACUUAUUCUACAUUUCAAAUAUGAUAAUUAAGUUUCACACUGCAUAUGUUGCUCCAACCUCACGUUUGUUGGGAAGUGGUGAACUUCUUGUUGAUCCUACACAAAUUGCAAAGAGAUACUUGAAGACAGAUUUCUUCCUAGAACUUCUUGCAUCAUUACCCAUUCCUCAGCUUGCCGUCUGGUUCAUAAUACCUUAUCUUAGAAGAUCAAAUGCUGAUCAUACCCAGAGUGACCUGCUUCUCAUUGCCCUUUUCCAGUAUUUUCCUAGGAUGUAUUUAAUGUUCCCUUUGUCAUCCAAAAUUGCUAGAGAUAAUGGAGCUAUUAUUGACAACCCAUGGAUUGGAUCUGUGUACAACUUAUUUCUUUACAUGAUGGCAUGUCAUAUUAUGGGUGCUACUUGGUAUCUACUGGCCAUUGAACGUGGGAACACAUGUUGGCAGUACGCGUGUGCAGAUGACAUUGCAUCAAAUUGCACACUUGACUUUUUAGAUUGUGACAGUUUGACAAAUGGUUUGAGCUCUGCUCGUGAACAGUGGAUGAACAUUACACCAGUAUUUAGCAAUUGCAAUGCAAGUAAUGCUAGCAUCAGUUUUGCUUUUGGCAUUUAUUCGUACGCUUGGAGCACUCAGAUUACAUCUUCAAAUUUUCUUAGCAGGUACACCUACGCAAUAUGGUGGGGCUUGAUGAAUCUGAGUUCACUGGGGCAAAAUCUUGCAACCAGUACUUUUGGUGGGGAGAACAUAUUUUCAAUUAUUGUUGGCACGUUGGGUUUGAUAUUAUUUGCACAUGUGCUUGCGUAUUUGCAGACACUCUUGCAGUCUCUCAAAUUUAGGGUUGAGGAAUGUAGAGUAGAAAGAGGUGAUACAGAGGAAUUUAUGGAAUACCGUCAACUACCUCAAGAUCUCCGUGAACGUGUUCGUCGCUAUGAUGAAUACAAAUGGGUUGCUACUCGAGGGGUUGACGAAGAGACAAUUAUGCAGAGCUUACCCAUGGACCUUCGACGCGAUAUAAAGCGUCACUUGUGUCUGAAUAUUGUACUCCAGGUUCCUCUUUUCUCACAAAUGGAUGAUCAGCUUAUUGAUGCCAUUUUGGAAAGGCUAACACCUGCUUUAAGCACUGAAGGAACAUAUAUUGUCCGGGAAGGAGAUCAUGUAACUGAAAUGUUCUUUAUAAUCCGUGGUUACUUAGACAGUGUAACAACAGAUGGAGGUAGAGCUGGCUUCUUCAAUUCAAUCACAUUGGGUCCUGGUGACUUCUGUGGUGAGGAACUUCUCAAUUGGGCAUUGUUUACACAACCCACUUUAAACUUGCCAUCUUCAACCAGGACAGUUAAAGCAUUGGUGGAAGUAGAAGCAUUUGCAUUGCGGGCUGAAGACCUGAGUUUUGUUGCAAACCAAUUCAGGCGUUUGCACAGCAAGAAACUGAAGCAUACAUUUCGGUACCAUUCUAAUCAAUGGAGGAUGUGGUCAGCCUGCUUUAUACAAGCAGCCUGGCGGCGUUACAAGAGAAGACAGUUAGCAGAAGAACUUUUUGAGAAAGAGAGCUUCUCUUCUUCUGAAAACCAAGAAUUUGAAUCAUGUCGCUCUUUGGGUAGUUCUGUUGAUGUCAUAGCAGAAGCUUCUCAGAAUGACCCAAAUAUAAGGAGAGGGAUUCCUAGGAUCAAGGCUAUGAGUUCUCAUGAUUCAGAUGAUGAAAUGCCCAAGAUUGAGAAGCCUGUGGAGCCAAACUUUUCUGUUGAGGAUGAGGAAGAGUCUUCAAUGUGA
This is a messenger RNA of Cryptomeria japonica (Japanese cedar), 2328 nucleotides long. Its product is annotated as protein CNGC15b. Lineage: Eukaryota; Viridiplantae; Streptophyta; Pinopsida; Cupressales; Cupressaceae. Gene Ontology annotation, molecular function: monoatomic ion channel activity. Gene Ontology annotation, cellular component: membrane. Bases 1 to 2328 code for a protein of 775 amino acids. The record is from RefSeq and is a predicted model, not a curated record. Gene Ontology annotation, biological process: transmembrane transport; monoatomic ion transport. The transcript has 8 exons.